UGUUUGGACUACUUUCUCUCACUCCGUCCACGACUUGAGUUUCCUUAGGAGAGAAACCUGUUGCAUUUAGUUAGUGUUUUAUCGAUUACGAAAUUUUUUUCCCCCUCGCCGAGUUCAUGUUGUGAAUUUGCAUCCUUACAACUCCCGAGUCAUUCAUUAGUGUUCUACCGAAAUGGAAUUUGCGAUCCAUGGUGUAAUUUAUCUGCCCAACACUCGUUGAACACUCGAAUUUUGUUCAAUUUGUUUUUCCUACUUCACGGAUUAGAUAAUUGUCUGUCAUUUGAAGGACAGGUCUGCCUCAUUCAUCAGGAGUCGUGUGUCUCACUAGAAGAUUAUGCAAAAUAGUAAGGGAAACGGUGAGGACGAAAAAACAGAACCCAAAGAGAACGACAAGUGGAUGGAGAAUAAUGACCACGAGAAGGACUUGACCCCAAAAAAUUCGAGGGUGGACGAAUGGAGGGGCCGAGCUAAGAAAUUCGCUUCGAACCGUUAUCAUCUUAUCAUUGUGCUACUAUGCAUCCUCCUUUUCAUUCUUUUUAUUAUUGUGAUAGUUUUAGCUGUCCAGCUGGGCACUUAUUCUUGUCCGGUCAGUUUCGAAUGCCGGACUGCCGAGUGUCUGGGCACUGCGGCGGCGGUGGUGGAACGCUCAGACACUUCAUUGGACCCUUGCGAUGAUUUCUGGGCUUAUAGUUGCAAUGGAUGGAAAGCUAGGAAUUCCCUUCCUAAAAACAGGGGAUCCUUCUCUGUAAUUGAUCAAUUGAAAAUGAACACCCAUUCGAAAAUUCGACAUUUAAUUGAUCUUGUUCCACAUGAUUCGGAUAGUGCAGCCCCGGAAAGGAAAGUCAGAAGUUUCUACGACUCGUGCCGGGAUUUGAAAGAGAUUGAGCACUGGGUACCGACAAAAAUUAAGCAAGCCAUUCACGAAAUCGGAGGAUGGGCAAUUAUCAAUGAUUCCCCCUCACAUUUAUGGAGAAGAAAUGAUGUCUUGAAAAUGUUGCAAGUGAGCUAUGGCGUGGAGCCUUUUUUUAAAGUACUGGUAGAAGCAGACGACAGGAACCCAAUGAGGAAUAUAAUCAAGCUUGUUCCCAGUGGUCUUGGCUUACCUUCACCUCAUUAUUAUUCAAAACCUCAUGAUGACAAGUAUGUUGUGGCAUAUAAGGAAUUUAUUAUGAAUACUAUACAAACAAUGGAUGUGAAUUUGUUUGAUGCUAGAAGGUUUGCUGAAGAAGUCUUCAAUUAUGAAAGAAGAAUAGCUGAGAUCUUUCCAACACCAGAAACAUUAAGGAAUACUAAAGACCUAUAUACAGUUUUGACUUUGGAACGUUUAGAUCAACUAUCUCAUAGUAUAUCAUGGACUGAGAUUUUACAGAUGUAUUUCCCAAAUGUAGUCACACCUGAUACUGAAGUUGCUGUUCUGUCUCAAGAUUAUUUCAAUAAAAUUUCUGAAAUAAUUUCAUCAACAGAUGAUACUGUCUUAAACAACUAUUACAUGUGGCGAUUGAUGCACACAUUUGCACCUUAUUCAUCUUCAAAAUUUCGACUGGUUGCCAAUAAAUUCAAGCAAACAUUUGAAGGUACAAUGGAUCUGGGUUUAAGGUAUGAGGAUAACUGGGAAGCUUGUAUUGAAAUGACUAGUAAGUUUUUAGGCCACGCAAUAGGAGCCAUGUACGUUCAGCACUACUUUCCACAGUCAAAAUUUGAUAAGAUUCAUGUGUACCUUAAUAAGCUUAUUGGUGCAUUGAGUGAGGUAGCUAGACACAUUCCUUGGUUGAAUGAUGAAGAGAUGCGUGAACAAGCUCAAAUGAAGAUUCGAUCUCUUGGUUUGUUUGCUGGAUAUCCAAACUUCAUUCGUAACCAUACUACAGCUUAUUACAAAGAAUUAAAAGUACAAGCAGAGUACUUCCAAAACAUUAAAGAUGGAGUCUAUUUCUUACAUAAGAAACAAGAAGAGAUGUUGAAAAAUAAAGCUUUAUCAGACUAUAGUUGGACUGUUUAUCCGCAAGAGGCAUCUGUAGUUUAUAAGUACACCGGCAAUCAAUUAAUUGUACCUGCUGGUUUAUUUGAUACUCCAUUGUUUGACCCAGAUGCGCCACUAGCUGUUAAGUAUGGAGUUCUUGCUGCUCAUGUUGCUAAUAAACUUGCAGAAGUGUUUGAUGACAAAGGAAUCAAUUAUGAUGCUUAUGGUACCCUUCGACAGUGGGUUAGCAACAACUCUGUUGUAUCUUUUUCAAAUAAGCAAUCAUGCUUGAAAAAAAUAUUAUCAAAUUACACUUUGGAGGGUGUAAACGCCAUGCCAGAACUCACUAUUGGUUCCUUGAUAGCAGAUAUUGGAGGUGUAAAGAUUGCAUAUGAAGCUUACAGGCGGCAUGCUGAAGAGGAGAAGGAAAUGUUAGAGCUACCUGGAUUGGGCAAUAAUAACCAACAAUUGUUCUUCAUUUCUUAUGCUCAGUCUUUGUGCCAAAUUAUAAAACCUGAGAAAUUGAUGUCAUUGCAAGAUUCAAGUAUGCAGCUUCCUGAAGAGUUAAGGGUUUUGGGGACAUUGCAACAACUGUCUGAAUUCUCUAGUGUCUUUUCUUGUUCGAGGAGUUCUCCCAUGAAUUCCAAGCAGCUCUGCAAUGUGUGGUGAAUUUUUUAAACUGUAUUUGAUUUAUAAAUUUUGAUUAUUUUUAUAAAACUCUUAAAUUAUUUUUAUAGAGUGGAAUCAUUGUCAUGUAAACUGAGUAAUGUUUUGUUGUAAUAUUCUGCUGCAUAUCAUGAAUAAAAAAAAUUCAUCCAUCCAUA
Messenger RNA from Argiope bruennichi, 2781 nucleotides. Its product is annotated as endothelin-converting enzyme 2-like. The record is from RefSeq and is a predicted model, not a curated record. Gene Ontology annotation, cellular component: plasma membrane. The coding region runs from base 335 to 2626 and encodes 763 amino acids. Gene Ontology annotation, molecular function: metalloendopeptidase activity. Lineage: Eukaryota; Metazoa; Arthropoda; Arachnida; Araneae; Araneidae. Gene Ontology annotation, biological process: protein processing. The transcript is spliced from 18 exons.